UCUACUUGGAUGAAAUCUGAUUUUUUUUUUUUUUUUUUACUCAGCAUUAUGCUCAAAUAUAUUUUCCCUAAUUUGAUCAAAGUUCCCACUGAAGAGCCAACCUUCAAUUUUGUGAAUUCCUGUUGCUUCCCAUUCAUUCCUGCUAUUUUCCUUGGAAAGUUAUCAACUUCCAAGCCUAGUCCCAACCUGGUAAGCCCCAUUUGGACCCCCGUCCAUCUUCCUGUGAGUGCAAACCCAGCCAUGGCCGAAGAGAGUAAUGUGACCCGGCAGUUGGAGAGCGUGGAGAGGAGCAUGAUGUUCCUCAGGCAGGAGCACCUCACUUUGCUCCACGGGCUCCACAUGGAGAUUCUUGCCCUGCAGAGACGAUGCUCAGAGUUGACAAAUGACCUGAAGGUGAAACCUCCGGGUCGAAGCCAAAUAGAAAUACAAGAGGAAGAGGAGCUGCUGGAGGCCCGCUGCAGGGGUGUAGAAGACCGUCUAUGUGACCAGGAGUGCACUAUUGGAGAAAUUCGCAAGGAACUGCUCCACAAGGGUGCGUUGGUGGGAGCCCUUCGAGCCAAUCUGAAAGAAAAAGAGCGCCACUUCCUUGAGGAGCUCAAACGACGCAGCCACUGCUCCACCAUCUUAAACACCGAGCUUCAGAAACAAACCGAGGCGGCGGCGUACCUUUCCUUCCAGCUUCACGCUGCCAAGCAGAAGCUGCAUCAUCAGCGGCUGCAGCAGAGGCAUGCGCUCCUGACCAGAGCUUCCCGUCAGGGCCCCCCGCAAUAUGACAGCGAGCACAUCUCCCCCCAGCAGUCGCUCGCAGGAGCCUCCAACUCUUCUCCUGGGGUUAAACCCAAGCGCAAGAGCGCGAGAGCCUGCUCUCGAAUGGAGCGCGCCCGGGAAUGUGUGCCCAUCGAGAAAGUGACGGGCCCUGCGGAGCCUGCAGCCAUGCCAGACCCCGCCCUCUUCCUUCACCCCUGGCGGCUCCGAGUACGCACCAGGCAAACGGGAACACACAGAUCGCUUCCGCUCAGAGAUGAGGAGGAAGUGGGUCAGCAAGGGCCAGUGGUCCCUCAAGAAGAUGCAGCCAGGCUGGUGUCUGCAACCACAGCGCCCCCUGGUGCUGAGGCACAGGCAGAUUAGCAAAGGACUGAUCUUUUUUUGCUUCUGUUAACACUUCUGUUAUGCUGCCCCUUGACGGAAUAACACCGUCGACCUGCCGUGGGCAAAGUAUGGCUCUGGGGCCACAUAUGGCCGACUAUGUUUUUUAAUCCAGCCCAACAAGCAUUUAAAUUAUCAAGACUCUUGUCAUAUUUGUUACCUAAAAUUGGUUAAUAAGAAUGUGUAUUUCCUUUUUGUUUUUUUUACAUUUUUUUAGUCAUUGAAUUAAAUAAUUGGUUAA
This is a messenger RNA of Hippocampus comes (tiger tail seahorse), 1387 nucleotides long. It is a transcript of the gene ccdc92ba, whose product is annotated as coiled-coil domain containing 92Ba. The record is from RefSeq and is a predicted model, not a curated record. NCBI's taxonomy places the organism in Eukaryota, Metazoa, Chordata, Actinopteri, Syngnathiformes, Syngnathidae. The transcript is spliced from 3 exons. The coding region runs from base 10 to 1128 and encodes 372 amino acids.